UUUCUCCACAACCCACACUCACUGAUCGACAGACACAUACCCAUUAACCUUAAUGAUAAAACGCUGGGACAGCGCCGAAAAUGUUUCCUAGGAGAAAAAUUAACAGAAGCUGAAGAAAACGCUUGGAAUGCCCCAAUUAACGUAAACAUUAAAAGCAACAAACAGUAACAAUACUAAAUAGAAACAAUAAUGUACUAUAAAUCAGAUACAAUACAACACUAUAUAUACCUAAAAUAUAUAUGCCUAUACGACAGAAAUUGGACAACAAAUGAAAUAUAUAUAUAUAUAUAUAUAUAGUAUAUAUUGUACAAGUUACGAGUAAAAUGUAAUUAAAAUUUAUGAAGUAGUAAGCACUAAACAAAACAAAUAAAUGAGCAGCAAAAACGCGCAGCAUAAGCAUAAAACCGGAUUUUACAAGAAACCUAUUGAAGAUAUGGUACUUGGGCUUAAAACUGAGUAACCCCUUGUAGAAUUAUAUUUUUUUGUUAAGGACAUUUUUUUUAUUUCGUAUCUUUGAGAUCCGUCGAAAACUAUCGGUCCGUUUUCCCAUCUCCAAAAGGAUAAGUCGUUUAGGUAGCGCGAAUUUCGCCCGAUCUGCCUGGAAACCCACCCCUAAAUGACCUUCCCACUAGGUAGCAUCGGACUACUGACCGUGGCAACUACAUGGAUUCGUUAGUAUUCCAAGCACCACGAUCGAGAACAGACCGCAGAUGACGUCCGCAAGCGAUACAGAACCCACUGCAGUAACGCUGCUCCAGCUGAAUGACGAUGUCCUGGCUUUGAUCAUCCGCCAGCUGGACGUGUACCAGCAGUUCGAAAUCAGCAGGUUGAACAGGCGCUUGGAGAGCAUAGUGGACAUGCUCUGGGAGACCCGUGUUCGCAACGUUGUCCUGCAGGACGAGAUGUUCGGACGAUCUGGAGCCAAUUCCCGACAGUUUGUGGCUUUCAUUCUGGCCCUGGCUCCGCACAUGCAGCGCCUGAGCUGCAAGCAGUUGGAUCUCCGAAGACUGCGACUGCUCAGUAACCACACCCUGGAGAGGAUUCACUCCUUCGAGUGGCUGGGCAAUGUGUAUAGACGAGGACGCGUUCGCUUCGUGGAUGAGGAUGUGCGAAUGCUGCAGAGGGUAUUUCCCAAUCUAAAAAGCCUCAAACUUAGAGGCUGCCAAAUUACCGGGAAGUACCUAUGCGACCUGGAAGAGCUUACCGAUCUCCGCCUGGACGAUUGCCAGUUUCUAGAAUCGCAGCACUUUAGGGACAUCUUCCGGCAGCUGCGACUGCGCAAAUUUGACAUAAUGGAGGACUGUGACGAGGUGAACUGCUGUGAUCUGGCGGAUCUGCAACUGUGUCCCACAUUGGAGCAUAUCAAGAUUGCGGAUUACCACGUGUGUAUGGAGUCGGAUAUUACGCAGCAACUACUGAAAUUGCCUCACCUGCGAAAGCUGUCGAUUUAUUCCAGGAACUUUGUCUUCGAUGUCCUAUCGAGGAUAGUUAGUCCCACAAGUCCUCCCGGCGAUGGCCGACGAAUUGAGGCCAUUAGUUUCAGUGGAGUUUUGCACGACUACGGCCGGUUCUUCAGGGAGCUGGGAAAUCUCGGGCACUUGACGCGACUGGAGCUGUACAGCCAGCCGGAGGAGGAGGAGGAGGGCGGCCAGGUGCAGUGCCUGGGGGAUCAGAUACUGCGGCAGCUAGCCAGUCAACUGGGUGGGCUGACCGAGCUCCAUUUGUGUGGCUAUCAGUUGGAGAGUCCUUUGGGCCUGCUGGAAUUCGUGAUCAAUUGUCGGCAGCUGAGAGUCCUCGACAUUACUCGAACCUUCUGCCAUGGAGAAUCCUUCGUCUGGCGGUGUAUUGCCAUUUUGGCCAAGCAAAGCUGGCGCACUCGCCCUCUAGAGCUGUGGAUCCGGCAUAGCGAUAUCAAACCGGAAAUAGUUCGCAGUCCGCGCUGCAUGGACAACAUAAGGCUGCUAAAGGUGGAUUCCAAACAGAUCGGACGCAAUACGGACUACACAUCUGGCGUACUCAAGUUUAGCUUUGUGCGGUAAACCGCUGCCCCGUGAUGGGAUUCGCUCCAACUGAUCGAGCUCCAAAUUAAAAGGUUUUAAACUGAAAUAUAGUUAAGUGUACUCCUUUGUCAAUUGCAUACCAAAUAAAAAGAUGUAAAUAUAUUUGCAAAGCGA
This is a messenger RNA of Drosophila sechellia, 2174 nucleotides long. RefSeq lists its product as uncharacterized. Bases 711 to 2039 code for a protein of 442 amino acids. The transcript has 2 exons. Gene Ontology annotation, molecular function: protein binding. Lineage: Eukaryota; Metazoa; Arthropoda; Insecta; Diptera; Drosophilidae. The record is from RefSeq and is a predicted model, not a curated record.